Pipistrellus kuhlii (Kuhl's pipistrelle) is the source of this 2652-nucleotide messenger RNA. RefSeq names its product chloride voltage-gated channel Ka (gene CLCNKA). Bases 107 to 2173 code for a protein of 688 amino acids. The transcript has 20 exons. Gene Ontology annotation, molecular function: voltage-gated chloride channel activity. The record is from RefSeq and is a predicted model, not a curated record. Gene Ontology annotation, cellular component: membrane. NCBI's taxonomy places the organism in Eukaryota, Metazoa, Chordata, Mammalia, Chiroptera, Vespertilionidae. Gene Ontology annotation, biological process: transmembrane transport; chloride transport.
UGCUGAUUGGUGGAGCACACACCUGUGCAGGUGCCCUGCGCUGCAGCACGGGAGUCUGUUAGAGGCCGUCCGGGGCCGCAGCGGGGCGGACGGACACAGGGACCCGAUGGAGGAGCUGGUGGGGCUGCGAGAGGGCUCCUCGGGGAACCCUGUGACGCUCCAGGAGCUGUGGGGCCCGUGUCCCCAUCUCCGCCGCCGCAUCGGAGGCGGCCUGGAGUGGCUGAAGCGGAAGCUGUUCCGCGUGGGCGAGGACUGGUACUUCCUGGCGACCCUGGGCGUGCUCAUGGCCCUGAUCAGCUACACCAUGAGCUUCACCGUGGGGCGCGUGGUCCGAGCACACAAGUGGCUGUACCGGGAGAUCGGGGACAGCCACCUGCUUCGGUACCUCUCCUGGACGGUGUACCCCAUGGCCUUGGUCUCCUUCUCCUCGGGCUUCUCACAGAGCAUCACGCCCUUCUCCGGAGGUUCUGGGCUCCCGGAGCUGAAGACCAUCCUGUCGGGGGUGGUGCUGGAGGACUACCUGGACAUCAAGAACUUCGGGGCCAAGGUGGUGGGUCUCACUUGCACCCUGGCCUGCGGCAGCACCAUCUUCCUGGGCAAAGUGGGCCCCUUCGUGCACCUGUGCGUGAUGAUCGCCGCCUACCUGGGCCGCGUGCGCACCCAGACCAUCGGGGAGCCCGAGAACAAGAGCAAGCAGAACGAAAUGCUGGUGGCCGCGGCGGCGGUGGGCGUGGCCACGGUCUUCGCAGCGCCCUUCAGCGGCGUCCUGUUCAGCAUCGAGGUCAUGUCCUCGCACUUCUCCGUCUGGGAUUACUGGCGUGGCUUCUUCGCUGCCACCUGCGGGGCCUUCAUGUUCCGCCUGCUGGCCGUCUUCAACAGCGAGCAGGAGACCAUCACCUCCCUCUUCAAGACCAGCUUCCGGGUGGACGUCCCCUUCGACCUGCCCGAGAUCUUCUUCUUCGUGGCGCUGGGGGCCAUCUGCGGCGUCCUGAGCUGCGCCUACCUCUUCUGCCAGCGCAACUUCCUCAUCUUCGUCAAGACGAACCCGCUCACCUCCAAACUCCUGGCCACCAGCAAGCCCCUGUACGCCGCCCUGGCCGCCCUGAUCCUCGCCUCCAUCACCUACCCCCCGGGCGUGGGCCGCUUCAUGGCUUCUCGGCUGUCCAUGAAGCAGCACCUGGACACCCUGUUUGACAACAACUCGUGGGCCCUGAUGACCCGGAACUCGUCCCCACCCUGGCCCGCGGAGCCAGACCCCCAGAACCUGUGGUUCGAGUGGUACCACCCGCGGUUCACCAUCUUUGGGACCCUGGCCUUCUUCCUGGUGAUGAAGUUCUGGAUGCUGAUCCUGGCCACCACCAUUCCCAUGCCCGCUGGCUACUUCAUGCCCAUAUUCAUCUUCGGAGCUGCUGUCGGGCGCCUCAUAGGGGAGGCCCUCUCUCUUGCCUUCCCCGAGGGCAUCGUGGCCGGAGGGGUCACCAACCCCAUCAUGCCCGGGGGGUAUGCCCUGGCAGGGGCUGCGGCCUUCUCGGGGGCCGUGACCCACACCAUCUCCACGGCGCUGCUGGCCUUCGAGCUGACCGGCCAGAUCGUGCACGCGCUGCCCGUGCUGAUGGCGGUGCUGGCGGCCAACGCCAUCGCCCAGAGCUGCCAGCCCUCCUUCUACGACGGCACCAUCAUCGUCAAGAAGCUGCCGUAUCUGCCCUGGAUCCGGGGCCGGAAAAUCAGCUCUCACCGCGUCAUCGUGGAGCACUUCAUGAACUGCAGCAUCACUGCACUGGCCAAGGACAUGCCCCUGGAGGAGGUGGUCAAGGUCAUCACCUCCACCGACAAGGCUGAGUUCCCCCUGGAGGAGAGCACAGAGUCUCCGAUCCUGGUGGGCACUGUGCGAAGGGCCCACCUGCUGCAGGCCCUCCAGGCUGAGCCACCUUCCUGGGCUCCAGGACACCAAGUGCGGUCUCUCCAGGACAUCUUGGCUGGGGGCUGCCCCGUGGAGCCCGUGACCCUGCAGCUGUCUCUGGAGACCUCCCUGCACGAGGCCCACAACCUGUUCGAGCUGCUAAACCUGCAGUCCCUCUUCGUGACGUCUCGAGGCAGAGCCGUGGGCAGCGUGUCCUGGGUGGAGUUGAAGAAAGCAAUUUCCAACGUGACAAACCCACCAGCCCCAAAGUGAGCCAGUCCGGCGAGAUGAACCGGGCACCCAGUGCCCCGGCGAAGCAGAUGGGGCAGGCUUCCUGCCUUCCCGCCACCCCCCCCCCCCCCCCCCCCCCCCCCCCCCCCGACAGCUCGCCCUCCCUCAGCCCCGCUCAGCUCCUCAGCGGACCUGCAGCUCUGACCGGCUCCUAAGAGGGCUCCGUAUGCACCAUGUCACAUCCUGGACUGGACCCGUGCCACAGGCCGUGAAGAACAAACCCCACCGUGGACCAAGCUCAACGCCAGACCACAGAAAACCAGCACACAGUGGGCACUCACCCUCGUCCGCCAAGUUCGCCAGUGACGGACGAGAUGGGUGUACGCUGUCGCCAAGGGCAGGCGAGAUUCCCCUCUGGGGUCAGCUCCCGACCAGAGGCCCCUGAGAGCAAUAAAGCCGUUUCCCAGAGCCGCCACUCGUCCCCCGUCUCUGCUCCCAGGGCACUCACGCGGCACCUCAGC